AUGACUGUGUUUACAAAGCCGAGUAUUAUCGCCAAUAAAGCCGAAAGCUCUAAAACACCAUUAGUUGAGGGAACUGUAUGUCCUGAGGCGAAGAUAGCAGUGCCGACGCCGGCACUGCCGCCGCCGGCACUGCCGCGUCGGCGUCCAGCGCCUUCACCUCUGCGGCAAACAAUGAGAUUGUUCUUUUACUUGAUAAACCUAGCACUGUUGUUCUUGCUGUUAGUUUGUAUGGUUACGUUAUUAUACAUCCGGUUAACUCAGUUUCAUACUGGGAAUCGCUAUCAGGCUUACUGUGCCAUCCCUAUGGAUAUCAAGGAGCUGGAAGCGCUUAAGACUGAUCCGAAUUCUCAAGUGGUGCCGCUACGUUGGUCCUCCGAGCCAGAUGUACAAAUUAUCAGCACCGCUGACGACGGCGCCACUGAGAACUUUGUUAAUAUGCUGCGAGAGGAACUGGAUAUAGAUGGCAUGAUUGAAAAGAUAUCUGUUCUUAACAACGGACAACAAGUCAACUUUAUCCACGAUUUCACUACUAACAUAACCAGCAUCGUCGACGAGGAGCGCUGCUUCAUAAUGGAGCUGGACCGGGAGCUGGUGAUGAUGCCGGAUGCGUUCGUGCUGAACAUCGAGCGCGGGCACGGGUUCGACGUGACGCGCGUGCACACCUCUCUGCGCGCCGUGCUGCCCGCAGUGCGCGAGCCGACCUUGCCGCUGUGCCGCUCGCGUCCCACCUACCGCCUGAGCCGCACCACGCGCAUCGUUCUCAAGCGUUCAGCGGACGAACCGUCUCACGACUACAUGCAUUUCUCUGGCAAGCACAUCCAGGAGAUCGAGAUAGGGAACCUGGGAGAGCUGCUGGAGUACGAGAAGAAAAAUAGCGCUUAA
This is a messenger RNA of Parnassius apollo (apollo), 882 nucleotides long. The record is from the annotation of a GenBank genome assembly. Lineage: Eukaryota; Metazoa; Arthropoda; Insecta; Lepidoptera; Papilionidae.